GAUCUCAUCAACAGCAUGACCUAGCCUCAAACUGACCACGAUUAGACAUGUCAGCAUGGAACUCCUACCCGGAUCCUCGCCUGCGUCACCCGGGUGCCUCCCCAGCGAGCAUGCCGGGGAACGCCACGCCCAGCUACAACCCCGGUAUAGGCUCGCCCGCUCAACAUCUCUACCUUGCCUCACCUCAUAACAACCCUUACCUCGGCACCCCUAAUCCAUACCUCGGUACACCUAAUCCGCACGCCAUGUUAUCACCUGGAGGAGGAUCUUACCCGUAUCCGGCUUACAACCCCGCUGCCUCACCCUAUGGGUACAUGUCUCAAGCGGUCCCGGUACAGAUGGUCCAUAUCCCGAUGUACGUCGAGGAAUAUAACGGCGAUAAUCCUUGGGAGUUGUUCUUCCAGCUCCGGGAUGAUAAUAAUCUGGAUCCUUAUUGGGUAGAUUGGGCUCAGACCGAACUAAAUAAGGGGACGAUUCCAGAGUGGGCCCAGAGGGAGUUCGCCAAGGGGACAGGGGCGGGUGGUUUCGGUGCAGGUGCAGGAGCUGGAGGGGCAACGGGAAGGGAUACGUUACCUCCAUCGAUCGGCAGGGGACCGAGGACUUAUAAACCGCCCAACGCGGCUGGUCCAUCGGGAUCUGGGUCGCGGUCACUUCCACCCAGACCUCCGGGUGCGACCAAGGCGCGACCUUCUUCAGGUCGACCUAGAGAUCGUGAUCGACACGGCAAGCCAGAAAAGGAAAAGCGGAUCUCGAUCUCAGAUGCCAAUGCGGUUCCUGUACCUCCUAAACACCCACCACCGGAUCCACCGAGCGGAGUUCAGGGCAUGGACUCGCCGACUACUCCGGCUACGAUCACGGCUACGACCACCAUCCCGCCCGGUCAUACAUCCUCCUCGAAUGCAACCUCCACCUUGAACACGAACAUCAAUUCAACCUCGACUUCGACCUCAACCCCGGCGCCGAUGAUCUCCCUCUCCCGGAUGAGAGAAGCCAAAGCCCAAGAAUACACUCGAGCGCUCAAAGAGAACCGGCCGUUGAAUUUGAAGAACGUCACACAGACCACCGCUACUGUCGCUACAAAUAAUGGCGAAGAUGAGGUGACGGUCUUUCCCGGCUCUUCCACGCUUGAUAAGGGUGAUGGUGGGGGUCCGAUGGAGGAUGUCGAUAUGGCCGUGUCGGCAUCCACGUCUGCCCCCACGCCUGUACCCCCAGUCGCAAGUGAAACAGAACCAUCCCGGGCUGGAGCUGGGUUGGACAGUGGGAUGCGGUUGAACGAUGACGAGAUUGCUGUCUAUCGGCUUGGACAGAGGGGGAUAUCGAACGAAUAUUUAGAAAGCAUACUCCGUCCCGAUCCAAAUCCGCCUACCCAUGUCCUUUCCCCAGAAGAAUCCUGGAGUACGCCAGCAGGACGGGUCAAGAAGGGGUUUUACGCCGAGGUGGUGGCUCGAUUAGUAAAAUCGCGGGUGGAGGCUCGGGCCAGACAACUCGAGGAGAAGGGUGGAGCUGCACAUAGCGAUAACGAUGGCGAUAAUGAUACUCUGGACGGAACAGGGUGGGGAUUGGGGUGCGGGCCAAUAGGUUCCGGGGACGAGUUGAAGAAGGAAGACGAUGAGGGCGUGUCGAUGGGCUGGGACGAGAGCGAGUUGUGGCCGGCAGAGGAGUGCGACAAGGAUCUGAGCGAUUUGGUACUUUGACCAUCAUCUAUACAUCCCAGUGACGGAGUCGAGUAGCUAGGCGAAUUCGAGAUGAGGGGAUAUGAAGCUCGUAGACCUUCGAUACCGAGCUGGAAGCGGAUGCAUAUUUUCAUUGACGACAGUCUUCGCUUGUGAUAAUAGUCUAGACAACACAAAGAAUCACGAAAAGUCAUAAUGUUUACAAGCU
This is a messenger RNA of Filobasidium floriforme, 1881 nucleotides long. RefSeq lists its product as uncharacterized. The transcript has 2 exons. The record is from RefSeq and is a predicted model, not a curated record. The coding region runs from base 48 to 1694 and encodes 548 amino acids. Lineage: Eukaryota; Fungi; Basidiomycota; Tremellomycetes; Filobasidiales; Filobasidiaceae. Gene Ontology annotation, molecular function: actin binding.